AUGGUGUUCGGCAAUGUCUUCAUCGUCUUCGGCUCCGGCGUCGCUGGAUCCGUUCUCACUGGUGACGCCAAACUUCCUAAACUGGGGGAUGUAUUCUCUGGAGCCGCCAAGUUUGUGAAGAAACAUGGGAAAGAAGGCGGUGACGCAAAGUCUGGCAGCAGCGAUCAGAAUCAGUUGCUAUCUCAGAUCAACAAUCUCAGGGAGCAGAUACACACCCUAGCCACAACACCAAAUACAAUAGUGACACCGGCUGCGAAUUCUGGACCCGGCGUAUAUACUAUAACAGCAGUUGUUGUUGCUGGGGCUAUCGGCUAUGCUUAUAUAAAGUGGAAGGGAUGGAAACUCUCUGAUAUGAUGUUUGUGACAAAGCGUGGUUUAUCUGAUGCUUGCACUGCUGUUGGCAACCAUUUGGAUCAAGUUUCAGACUCUGUCGUUGUCACAAGGAAACAUCUGGCUGGGAGGAUUGAUCGUGUGGAUAUUAGUUUAGAUGAAACCCAGCAGAUUAUUGAAGGCACAAGGGAUGAGGUUGGAAUCAUACAUGGAGAUCUAAGUGCUUUCCAGGAGGAUUUGCAAUCAGUCAAUCUUGUAGUUCGGACUCUGGAAUCCAAGAUGGGGCGUCUUGAAAGCUCUCAGGAUCAAACUGUUGACGGAAUAAAUCACUUAUGUGAGUUCACCCGAAAGAUGGAACCUAGCCAGAAUGCCAAUGUUCGUCAGGUCUCUUCGUCAUCCAUUCCUGCAGUUAUGGAUUCCUCUUCGGAGCGAAUUGUUGGGAGGGCUAGCUGUUUGCCUCGUCUAGCUCUGGAAUCGCCAAUUUCCUCACCUGUAGCUGAAUCGCCUAGAGCAGAGACAUCCCUGCAGGCUUCACCUGCGGCCAAACGGCCUGAGACGACAUCGCAGGAGCAGGAAGGUGUUAGCCGAACAUGUCGUGCGAGAAACAGGGAAGGAUCAUCUGAGGAGAAGUCAUCCCAUUCGCAUGGGCCAUCAGCAUUAUCGUCGGCUAAAGCAGCUAGCAUGAAGACACAAAACCCAAGCUCGAGCCGAUUGGGGGGCCUCUGGAUGCCUGUGCUUGGCACUUUGCUCAGGGCUUCUGCUUUAAGUUAG
Messenger RNA from Miscanthus lutarioriparius, 1101 nucleotides. The record is from the annotation of a GenBank genome assembly. NCBI's taxonomy places the organism in Eukaryota, Viridiplantae, Streptophyta, Magnoliopsida, Poales, Poaceae.